AUGUAAUACUUGGUGAGAAAAAUUAAUACAAAAUUACACAAAAGAGUCCGACAAUUCUUUUACCAAGACGACACAAUUCAAAUUGAUGAAUUAUAAGUUACCCAAGCUUAAAUUGCAGAAAUGGAAUAAAUUAUAUCUCCUAAAGAUAUUAUCCUUGACUUUUCAAAAAGCUAUUUCCACUAGAUUAAACAGAACCUUGAAUCAGCUUCUACUACAAGCUCUAUAUUCUAUUGUUUUUUGAGUCUAAAGAAAAUAAUUGAAAUUCCUAACAAUCCUAGCAAUGAUAAAAAUUUACUAGAAUCAGAUGAAACUAUUAUAAAGGAAUCCAUUGAAGUUAUCUGUGAAAGUCAAAUAGAAAAAGAUUGCCCUUAGUAUUCUUAAGAAUUUGGUACUCAAAAUAAGUCAUUUCAAGCUAAAUGCGAAUAGCAGACUUAAUUAUUUGAAGCAAUUCACUUUUUUGUCUCAGCUAUUCAAGAGAGACUGUCUCUGGAUCCUGAUUUCAUGCAAAAUAUUACCUUAGCAAAACCUAUGCUCUACGAUAUUACUUAGAUUUAUUUAGUUUAUUAUUUACGUCUUUGUAGAAUUCAUAUCGAAGGGAACUCACAUAAAUUUUUCUCAGAAUAUUACCAAAGAGGAUAAACUCUAUUCAGAUUAGCAUGUAGUCAUUUUAAUUAAUAUCAAACUCAGAACCUCUUAAAUCUACUUUACAAUUUUAGAACAGUAACAAUUUUAGCCAUCAUUCUCUCAAAUAAAUUAGAAUACAUAUAUAUAGUAAUACAUGAUUUCUUAAACUAUCACUACUCGAAUUUGGAAAAUAUGGAGGUACUCUUUAAAUUUGAAUAAACGCUUAAAAGUACAAUUUUUGAAUAUUGCUUAAGUGUUUCAAAUCAAAAUAUGUUCCAACAAUUACUUUAAUAAAUUUUAGCUUUGGAUAAAAAGUUUGUCAACAAUUGUUACAUCCUAGAAUUGAAAUGGUUGUUGUUUUCUAGGUGUCUUUCAUCGGAUAUUUUGGAUGAAAUGCAAAGAUCACUUAUCGAAAUUGAUAUUCUCAAUUCAAUGUAUUGGAAAGAUUAAUUAUUAUAACUUAUUCAAUUGGGUUCAAAAAGAAUCCUAUUUUUCUUUAUUAGCCUAGAAAAAUUUGAAAAUUCUAAUAAUAUUAUAAGAAAAUGGUAGGAGAUAAUUAUAGACAUAAUCAAAUCUUGUUUUAAGAUUGAACCUAAUUAAUAAAUGGAAGAAGGUUUCAUUGAACAACUCUUUAAAUUUAUUUUGAAUUCCUUAGAACAUAUUUUGAAAUAUAACCAAAAGAAGAAUAAAAGAUCAAAUAAAUUAUUGUAAUUAUUGGAAGAAUCCAUUAACCAUCCCUUAGCUCAAUAAAAUAGAUUUUAGAAAAAACUAUUAGACAUUCUUAUCCUUAGUGAUUUAGCAUGUUAUGGUGAUAACAUUUAAAAUUAUAUCUUCAAUUUUGUUUCUCCAUCAUCAUUUACUUUUGAUCCCAUCAAUACAGCAAAAUAUAUUUUGAUCUGCAAUUAAAAUGCCUGCAGAUAGAAAAUAAUAAAUCAUAUUUAUUAUUCAAUUGUUAAAUAUAAAAAAAUGAGUACAAUGGAUCCAAGAACAAAUUUAUGUCAAGUAAUUCAAUAGCUACAUUAAAUGAUUGUUUACUUUGAAAAGGAGAUGACUCAAAAUAAAAAUGACAAGUUUUUAUCUUAAUAGAUAAGAUUUGCGUUGAGAUCAAUUCUUACGAUUUUUGUAAUUAGUGACGAACCGAUUUAAUAAGACAAUACAAAUUCUUUACUUACUUAACAUCCACUUUUAUUUUUAGAGAAAUCCUUUUAGGAAAUUGCAGUAAAUUUUGAUGCUCCUUCAAGAAAUACUUUUGAUCUUUCUUGUGCUUUGCAUAUCUCAUAAUAUUUGAAGAAAGUCUUAGAUUUGGCAAAUUCAAUGGAAAAUUGCGAAUUAGAAGAUUUAUACGACAUUUUAACAUGCCAACUCAAAAUAAUCUAAGCAAUAUAAAAGUUUUUGUUACUGGAUAACGAUAUAAUAGCACUAAAUCAAUUCUUCGACAAUAUUGAUUAGCCUCUGUAUAAGUUUAUGGUUAAGGUCUUAAUAUAACGCCUUUCAGCAAGUCAGAUGAAGUUUGUUUUUGAAAAUAUGAUCAUCUUAGUUUUUCAAGAACGUGCUACAAAAAAUAUGAGUAGCAUAAAUGAAAGUAUCCACGAAUACUUCAAUUAUCGGUUAAUGAAAAUAUUUCUAAGUGUCAUGUUUGAAUGCAGAUUACCAUCUGAAUAUAAAGAUUAAAUUGUGAAUAGAAUUUUUGAACUUGUCAAUUAUAAUACCCUUUAAUUUUCAUCAAUAGUGAACAAAAUGAUAUUACUCCUAGCUAUAGAAAACAAUCAAUAAUAAAAUUAAAUACGAAAUUAAAUGAUUGAAAUUAUUAAGUUAAUUUGUGGAACAAGCUUCUCUAAUAUAUAAUUAAAGUUCCUCUUAAGACUAUGUUUUGGAGGCUCUAAUAAAUUGUUAAUAUUCCGCAAUGAAAUACCUGAUUAUCAAUAAAGCUAAUAACUAGCAGAUUCAGUCUUUGAAAAUGGCGGCGAUCUCAUUAACAUAUUUUUUGAGCCAUAACUGGACCUUGUGCAUAAAUAUAGUUUUAAAUAAGGGUUAUCAGAUUUUCUAUCUAUAUUCAACAGUCUAUUUGAAAAUAAAGAUUCAUAUAUACUUUUUAAAGAUUUUAAUUCCUAUAUUAAUUUACCAGUUCAAUUCCAUGUUUCCAAAGGAUUUACAAUCUAUUUUGAAAUCUAAUUUAUCCCUCAAGGAUUCUAAGAAGUUCAUGGAUUUUAGGAGUCAUAGGAAAUAAUUAUUCCUUAAGAACCGAGGCAACAAUACUAUGAAAUUGUGACUUUGUAUUCAGAAAAGAUUUACAACAAAAUAAGUGGAGUUAAAAUUGUAAUAUCUCAGAAAUGUGUUUAGAUAAGAUAAUUUAAAUUUGUAAAUAAACAGGAAGUUUUAGUUACAGUUUUCUAAAAUUAUGAAAUCAAUGUACCAGAAUCAUCUGAAUCACACAAAUAUAAUUACUAAAUAAAUUACAAAAAUGGAUAAUUUGCAGUUAUUGUUAAUGGCAAAUUAUGCAGAAGUGAGUAAAAAAAACUAAUGGAAAUUAAUCAGAUCGUCUAAAUUGAUUUAGGUAAAAGUAUGGAAUCAACAUCGACUCUUAGUUAUAUCUUUGCAACUCAAUAGUUUGAUUAUGAGACUAAUGUCUUUACAGGGAAAAUGUUCAAUUUCAUUCUGACUGAUCAAGUACAAAAUGAACCCAUUCUUGAAUAACAAGUUAAAACUAAGUAAUUAAUUAAAUUUUCUAAAUUUACUAAAGUGGUUAAUCCUUUCUUAUUGAUGGGUAUGGUUGUACAAGAUCUAUUUGAAAUCAAUGAUACUAUUUAACUUAAAGAAAUUGAGUCGCAUAAUAAUCAAAUUAAUUCUAUCUCUUAUAAACAAAUAUCUAAUGUGAGAGAUAUUUUUAAACAUUGUAAUAUUCAAACUUUGAUCUUACAUGUAUUUCAAGAAAUUUUGAAUUAACUAAAUUUGAAAGAAUGUUAGAGUGAAAUUUCAGAUUUAUUAAAUAUUUUAUUGAAUAAGAUUAUUUUAUAGGAUGAGGAAACAAUGAAAAUAUUUUUUAAAGAGGAGAUUAAUACUUUUAAAUAGAUACUCAAAUAAUUGACUCCGAAAGUAAAAAUUGAAAACUUCCUUUAAAUUUUAGACAAUUUCAAUGAAAAAUUAUGUGAAUCCUAUUAACAAUAUUACUAAAAAUUCACUAAUGAAGUAAUUUAUAAUUUUUAAUUUUUUGAAUAAUUCAUAGAUGAUGACGUCAUAUUAAAUAACUAUUUUAUGAAAACACUGUAAUAAUAUAAAAUUCCAUUCGAAAAUGUAAUAGAACAAAUAAAGAAAAAUUCAAGCCUCUAGAUUUUAAAAACAAAAUAAUUUUUUUAAUUUUUGGAAUCUUACAUAAUUUAACCUUUUUAUUAAAAUGUCAAAAUCAAACAUGAAAACCUAUUUUAUAAAUUUGUCAAUGACAUACAACAAUUCGCUAGGCUUUUUGAAGACCAAGAUUUGAGUUCCGAUUAUCUUAAAAUUAUUAAGUAAUAUUUAAAGGAAAUAAGUUUAAAGUUUUAGUAAGCUUUGAGAUCAAGCUUAAAUAAAUACUCUUAAAAUACGUUAAUAAUAAGGGCAAAGAAUGAUAUUUUGUAUCUUUCUGCUUUAUUGAAUGCAUGUAAAACGAAAAUAGAUUAAAAUAAAGAUAAUAAUUCUGAAUAGGGGAACUUCAUUAGCUUAUUAAUUCUUAUUGAGGAUUAUCAUCAAGAAAACCUCCAAUAUAAUCCGAUAAUUGUAAACUCACUUUACAGUGAAAUAUUGCACUUUAGAGAUUUUCUUAGAAUAAGUCAAGAGACGAUUUAUUAAAUAAUCAAAGAAAUUAAAAAUAUAAAUUCCCUCUGCACAAUUAUAAAUGUACUUGCAUUUCUUUUGCAUGAUGAUUUCUAGAUACUUGAAAACAAUUGUAAACCUUCCAUAAUCGAUUAUAUAAGUCAAAAGUUAAAAUAUUAGCAAUAUGAUCUUCUUGAAAUCUCAAACAAUACUAAGUUAGAAUUACUUUUUGACUCCUUGUGUUAUAAGGAUCUUGCAAAUACUUCGCAGGAGGUUUAUUUAAAUCUCCUAAAAUAAAAAAUAAACUCUUAACAUCUGAAUUCAAUUGAUUUAGGUAGAUUAAUAAAAAUAUAUUCACAAACACCUGAAAUAUUUUCUAGAUUAUUAAAGUUCAUUUAAAAUUGCCUACAAAUUGAAAAGGUGCUAAAUUAGGUCAUAAUAUUGGCAAACCUUAUCAAAAUGUUGAAUAUCAUAAAAAAAGAUUGCUUUGCAAAAGAUCAAACGAUUGAAUAUAAAAAAUAAUGUUCGAGCUUAAUAGGUUUCUUUAUUGAAUUCUUUUAGUAGAAGAAUUUCUUCAAAUUCAAUUUAAAAAAAAAGUAUAAAGAGAAUUAGCCAAUAGAAAAUUAAUUAAGUUGUGGAGGGCUGUUUGGACUCUUCGCUGAAAUCUUCUGCUAAGCAUUAAAAAAUUAGUCAUAAGAAUAUGUAAUUGAUAACAUUUUAAGGCUAUUACAUGUCUAUAAAGAAGAGAUGAAUAAGAAAACGGAUGAUUCCUUGGUUCAGGAAUUAUAUGGCUUAUUCAAUUACAGCUAAGAUAAAAAUGGGAUUAAAUUUCCCAUUAUUGUGAAAAUUUUUAAAGAAAUUAAUGCAUCAGAUGCUCAAUUCAAAAAGAUAUAAGAGGCAAUUAUUUCAAUUUAAUAGUAAUAGGAAACUUAAUUUAAAGGGAAUCAUGAUAUUUUUAAUGCAAUGGAGGAUGAAUUUAAUAAUUAAAUUAAAAAGAUCGAAGAUUAUCACAAUAAAUUGGAAUAAAAAUAUGAAGAAUAUAAGAAGAAUAUACUAAUAUUCAAUGAGUAUAAUUCAUCAAAAAGUAUAAGUACAAAUACUACUUGUGAUAUGUCUUCAACUAUUAGUAGGAAAAAAGAGGAAGAAGAUUAAACCGAAUCGUCCGUUUAAUCUUAAAUUUCACAUCUGAAUUUAUAUAUUGAUUUUAAUCUUUGGAAUAAUUUCAGGAAUUUAACUUCAUUAAAAUAAUUUAUUAAAGGUCUCAAUAAAGAGAUUUUAGAAAAGUAGAAAAGCUAAACAAAAGAUUAUAAAAUUAAGUGGAAGCACUCAAAUCUUGUUGAUUAUGAAAAUAAAAUAAUUUUCAAAAAAUAUAUCUAUGCAAAAAAUUAAGCAGAUGAGUAAAAUUAUUUGAAUUCUUUCAAUCCUUAUUUUGAGUCUAGAAAAGUUAGUGAGACUUAAGAGAAGAAAGAAUGUAAAGAAAUUGAUGGGACUUUAAAGAAUAUUUUGGAGAAAUGUGAGGAAGUUAAAAUAACAAUUUUUUCAUCUGGUAUUAAAUUUUUUGAUCCAUUUAGCAAUGAGGAGAUUGUAAUAACGAGUUAGAAUUGUAAGGUGACUAUUAUGAAAUAUCAAAAUGAAGAGAAAAGUUUUUUGAUAAAAUAAUUUGAACAAUCUUAUCAAAGUUUUUUCUUUCUUAUAUUAGAAGAAUUUCAAUUCAAAUAAUUGAAGAAACAUUUUUAAAAUUUGGAUUUGUUAAAAACAAAAUCCAUCUCUGAUAUAAAGAAGAAUUUAACCCCAAAAUGGCAAUAAGGAUAAUUGUCAAAUUAUCAAUAUAUCUAUUUAGUAAAUUAGCAUUCAGACAGAAACUUAAUGGACAUAAACAAUUACUUUAUCUUUCCUUGGACAACUGUACACUUAAACAAUAGCUUUAUUAAGGUCAGUCGCUAAUUUUCUUAAAGUAUUUUUAGUCAAAAGCAGGCAAAAAAUCAAGGAUAUUUCUACUCAAAUGGAGAAUAAUUAAAAUAUUUUUUAUCUUAAGUUUAGGAGAGAGAUUCAGUAAACCAAACCCAAAUAUCAAAGUCAAUAGAAAAUUCAAUACAGGAAAUGAAAUUAGAAAGGAAAACAAAUUUAAUUAAGUUUAUGGAUGAAUUGCAAAGAUUAGGUGAAGCAAUGCCUGAAUUUUAUUCGAAUCCAUAGUUUUUUUCUGAUUGCAUAUUGCCAAAUUGGGUAUUAACCUAAACACCUGAAGAAUUCAUUUAUAUAAUGAGAGCUCAAUUAGAAUCAGGGUUGGUCCAAGAACUCUUGCCACUUUGGCUAGAUUUGGUAUUUGGAAUCAAAUCAACUUUAAUGGAAGUAUAAUAUUUAUUUUAGUUUUAGAGUUAAAAUAGCCAAGAGAGAAAUCUAAAUAGAGCUAUUAUGAAUAGUUAGGAUUAAGGUUAAUUCAUAAAGCAAUUUUUCACAGAAAAGCAUUUGCCUCGAAAAAUAUGUAUAAGUUAUCUUUAUACUAGUUCAUAAUUAUUUUGGAGACUAAGGUUAAAUAAAAAUGACUACAAGAAGGUUGCUUUACUAAGGGGAUGAUAAAAUAAUUUCGAGUUAUUAUUAUUCUUGUCACCAAUUUGUACUAAUUACAGAGAAAGGUACAGCAAUUAUUUUGGAUGUCAAUGAGUAAUUGUAUUUAAAAAUGUUUGUUGAAUCUGAUUGUUUGAUGAUCAAAUAAAAGAAAUAAUUAGAAACCAAAUCGCCAUUAACUCAUUAAUUAAUAUGCUUUGUGGAUUUUGAUUAUUAGAAUUUCCCAGAUAAAUAAGAAUCUCAGUCUCAUGUUAUAGAGAUUGAGAAAUUAAGUUUAUUUUAAAGUUGUACUAUAUUUUUCGUUCUUGGUGGAUAUAAUAAUGGAGAAUUCAGAUCAUACAAAGGGAACAGCUUAAAAUAUAAAUAAUAUAACACUUAAAAUAAUUCAAACAUCUAAUGCAUAAGAAUUUGCCAUGCAAGAUGUGUACUUAUAAUUGGACAAGAAGAUGGUGGUAUUUCAUUAUGGGAAAUUAACAAAGAGUACGAAAUUUCAGCCACACCUAUUCUUGUCAUAUCUACUCAUGUUUAUAGAAUCACUAAUAUUGAUUGUUCAGCUUCUUAAAUUUUGAGUGUAGAUUUGAUUAAUGAAGUGCAUAUACACUAUUACAAUGGCUAACUAAUUAAAAAGAUACAAUUAACUUGUUAUGGGAGCAUUACGUAUUGUUAGAUUAGUUACACGAUGAACUUGUACAUCUUUUUAAAUAGUUUCAACAAACUCAUGGCCUAUAAUCAUGAUGGGAAAAUAUUCAUCCACCCAAUAGAAAUCCCUUAAAAAAUUAAUAAUAUCAUACCUCUUACACCUUUUACAUCAGAAUUCAUAUAUACGACUGACAGUGGGCUUUAUUUUGAUGACAUUUUUAUAAUAAAAAUGAAAUAGGAUGGAGUAGUUAUUGAAAAAAAUCAGGAUAAGAAGAUAUAUGAUUAAAAUUUUGCAUUCAUUAAGGCUGUGCAGGGUAAAAAGUUGUUGCUGAGUGACAGGAGUGGGAACAAUAUCACUAGCACAUAAAUAAUAUUUUAAUAAAGUGAGUUUGCUUAAUUAAGAUUCCAGACAGUAGGGUGCGACAAUGGGAACUUUUGGUGCUUAUAUAAUGAUGAGGAAAGUAAUCAUUUAAAUUAUCAUUUUAUAGUCAUUCAAAAUUUUGAUAAAAAGUUAUAAAGAUCAGGUCUCAAAUGA
Messenger RNA from Paramecium octaurelia, 8149 nucleotides. The record is from the annotation of a GenBank genome assembly. NCBI's taxonomy places the organism in Eukaryota, Ciliophora, Oligohymenophorea, Peniculida, Parameciidae.